AUGGAGGAGAGACCACAGCAUCGCCCGUCCAGAUUGCCAGACAACUCUGCCCUGAAGCAGCAGGAGUUACCCGCCCACCGGCUAUAUUUCACGGCCAGGAGAGUCCUCUUUGUCUUUUUCACAACAGGAAUAUUCUGCCUUUGUAUGGGCAUCAUCCUUAUAUUGUCUGCAAGGAGCACUCAGGAAAUAGAGAUUAAUUACACAAGAAUAUGUGCAAAUUGUGCAAAACUGCGGGAAAAUGCCUCUAAUUUUGACAAAGAAUGCACCUGCUCUAUUCCCUUUUACCUUUCAGGAAAAAUGAUGGGUAAUAUUUAUAUGUACUACAAAUUGUAUGGCUUCUAUCAGAACCUGUAUCGAUAUGUUCGAUCCAGAAGUAAUAGACAACUGAUGGGCAAAGACAUAAAAGCUGUUGACGACUGUGCCCCAUUUAAAAUGUCCGACAAUAAGACCCCUAUCGUUCCUUGUGGUGCUAUUGCCAACAGCAUGUUCAAUGACACCAUAAUUCUUUUACACAACAUUAAUUCAUCUGUACAAAUCAAAGUGCCAAUGCUAAAGAGUGGACUUACUUGGUGGACAGAUAAGUAUGUCAAAUUUCAGAAUCCAAGUUCCAAGAAUCUUGCUGAUGAAUUUAGAGGAACCACAAAGCCUCCAAACUGGCCCAAGCCUAUCUAUGACUUGGAUAAAAAGGAUCCAAGAAACAAUGGCUUCCUCAAUGAUGACUUCAUUGUGUGGAUGCGGGCAGCUGCCUUUCCCACUUUCAAAAAACUGUAUGGUCGACUCAAUCGAACACACCAUUUUAUAGAAGGCUUGCCUGCUGGUAAUUAUAGUCUCAACAUAACCUAUAACUUUCCAGUAACCAGGUUCCAUGGAGAAAAAUCAGUUGUUCUCUCCACCCUGACAUGGUGUGGGGGUAAUAGCCUUUUCUUAGGUCUUGCCUACACAGUGACAGGAGCUAUAACAUGGUUGGCCUCCUUUGCCAUGAUGGCAAUUCACAUCAUGCUGAAAAACAAGAAAAUGUCCUUCUUCCAUCAGUAA
Molecule: messenger RNA, 1035 nt
Organism: Rhinopithecus roxellana (golden snub-nosed monkey)
Lineage: Eukaryota; Metazoa; Chordata; Mammalia; Primates; Cercopithecidae
Product: cell cycle control protein 50C
Exons: 7
Coding region: 1-1035 (344 amino acids)
Biological process (GO): phospholipid translocation
Cellular component (GO): plasma membrane; endoplasmic reticulum; Golgi apparatus
Source: RefSeq, a predicted model, not a curated record